GUGACCUUAGUCCAUCCCAGCAAACACUGCGCCCCCUGUGCACACUGACCCCGCGCGGUCGGACAAGAGAGCUAUCAUUCGCACCAUGUCUCGUAAAGUGGCGGUGGUUACUGGGUCUAACAAGGGGAUCGGACUCGCCAUUGUCCGGGGGCUGUGUAAGCACCCUUAUCCUGGCGACGUACUGUUAACCGCCCGUAACGAACAGCUUGGUUUGGAAGCAGUAGCAGCACUUCGAAAGGAAGGAUUUAAUCCUUUAUUUCAUCAACUAGAUAUCUGCGAUCCUGUCAGCGUUCAGCGGUUGCACGACCACCUGCUGCAGAACUAUGGGGGCGUCAACGUGUUGGUGAACAACGCGGGGAUGGCUUUUAAAGUGAAUGCCACAGAACCAUUUGGUGAGCAAGCAGAGGUGACUAUGCAGACAAAUUUUUAUGGCACAAUGCAGGUCUUGCACUCCUUGUUGCCCUUGGUCAAGCCUCAAGGACGUGUUGUUAAUGUUUCUAGCAUUGCCAGUAAGAGGGCACUGUGCCAGUGCAGUCCUACUUUGCAGGCCAGGUUCCGAGAUAGCAGUAUCGGUGAAGAAGACCUUUGUCAACUCAUGCAGCAGUUUGUAAGUGAUGCAAAGGCUGGAGACCACCUUGAAAAAGGCUGGCCUUCCACAGCUUAUGGAACUACAAAGAUUGGGGUGACGGUACUCACCAGAAUCCAAGCGCACCAGAUUUCAGAGCAGCGCCCUAAUGAUGGAAUUCUUGUUAAUGCCUGUUGUCCUGGCUGGGUUAGAACUGACAUGGCUGGACCAAAGGCCCCAAAAAGUCCAGAGGAAGGUGCAGAGACCCCCCUUUAUCUAGCCUUAUUGCCACCAGGGCUCACUGAACCUCAUGGUCAGUUUGUAAGUGAGAAAAAGGUAGAGGAGUGGUAGUGUGUGAGGAAGGAGAAGGAGAAACGGUCAGACAUUUCGAGACAGUUGCUAGUACUAGGAACUUAAAGAAGGCACAUUUUGGGGGCUAAGCUGAUAUACUUAAUUUGUUCCAGCUGUAUGGAUACCUCAGUCAUGGUCUUGGGGACAAAUAAACAACACUUAAUUUAACACUUUUAACAAAAAAAGUUUCUUGUCUGAUUCUAUGGGUGUAAAUCUAAUAAAAUGUAAUGACUUUUACUUUAAUCAACCAAGAGCCAGAACUGGCAAACUAUAAAUAAUGUUAACCUGCAUCUUGCCUUCUUUGUUUUUUAAUUAAAAAAGAGUAAAAUAAACAGACAUAAAUAUGAA
Messenger RNA from Erpetoichthys calabaricus (reedfish), 1264 nucleotides. RefSeq names its product carbonyl reductase 1-like (gene cbr1l). Gene Ontology annotation, molecular function: carbonyl reductase (NADPH) activity. NCBI's taxonomy places the organism in Eukaryota, Metazoa, Chordata, Cladistia, Polypteriformes, Polypteridae. The transcript has 3 exons. The record is from RefSeq and is a predicted model, not a curated record. The coding region runs from base 86 to 916 and encodes 276 amino acids.